This is a messenger RNA of Thunnus maccoyii (southern bluefin tuna), 4183 nucleotides long. It is a transcript of the gene itga2b, whose product is annotated as integrin, alpha 2b. Gene Ontology annotation, molecular function: integrin binding. Gene Ontology annotation, biological process: cell adhesion mediated by integrin; cell-matrix adhesion; integrin-mediated signaling pathway. Lineage: Eukaryota; Metazoa; Chordata; Actinopteri; Scombriformes; Scombridae. The record is from RefSeq and is a predicted model, not a curated record. The coding region runs from base 849 to 3911 and encodes 1020 amino acids. The transcript is spliced from 32 exons. Gene Ontology annotation, cellular component: external side of plasma membrane; integrin complex.
CACACACACACACACACGCACGCACGCUCUUACCUGAGCCAGUAGUUUUUCCAUCUCUGUCAUUCACUCAACCGCACGGUCGCGCGCGCACCCGCACGCAGCAGUCCUGCCGCUCACAGCCUCACGCUGCUCGGUCCGGUCCGCUUCAUCUCUCGCGUCAUGUCGAUCCAGGACAGAUCGAUCCUACACAUCCACAGACCGAACCGAGCCGAGCCGAACCGAGCUGGGUUAGAUCCAGCACAGGCACCGGGAGGAGAGAACAGUAAACAGCACGGGUCCGGGUCUUUCCGUUCACUCCGCGCGGUGAGUUACUGCGGGUCCAGACCGGAGCAGCGCGUGCUGCCCGUCAGGAGGCUGCUGCAGAGCGCGAGCCAAUCAGAAGGCGAGACACACAGCGCGAGAAGACGGACGGACAACCUUUACAGCUUCUUCCUGUAAAGGUGACAUUUUGGAGAUACAAGGUUCCCACCUGACAUAAGGUAGUACAAAGAUGCAUUACAACAUUAUGAACAAAAUAACUAACAAGAAAAAAAGAGCAGAGCUGCAGCGUGAAACAGUCAGAGAAACAUGUGUUUGACCGACAGCAGAGCAGGACCCUGAACGCACCACCAACAGGAAGUGAAAAUAAAAAUAAAACUCCAGAGAAACAGAUAAACAGUCUUUUAUUUUGAGCUCCUAUCAGACAGGAAACAGCAGCCAAAUGUGGUCUAACUGACGCAGCUGGCUGUCAAUCAUCUGUAUACAUACACACACACACAAUCACACACAAUCACACACACACACACACAGGGUUUAUAUAACUGAGGAACACACAACAGCUACAGUCUCUGAGCAGACAGACGGGUGUGAUGUGUGUCAGACAGACAGGUGUGAUGUGUGUGUUCAGGUGUGUGUGUGUGCUGCUGUGUGUGAGUGUGUGUGUGUGUCUGAACCUGCAGGAUGAAGCUGUGAUGUUCAGCGGACCGACAGGAAGUCUGUUUGGAUUCUCUGUUGAUUUUCACACCUUCAACAACAAGUCCUUUGUUGUUAUUGGAGCUCCUAAAGCCAACACCAGCCAAUCAGGUGUGAUGGAGGGAGGGGGCGUGUUCCUCUGCCCCUGGUCACCUGCAGGCGAGACCUGUAACAUCAUCAAGUUUGACGUGACAGGUGACGAGGUCUACAGCAGAGAUGAUCUGUUCUUCCAAACCUUCAAGAGUCAGCAGUGGUUUGGAGCUUCGGUGCGAUCAAUCAGCAACACACACUUACUGGCGUGUGCGCCGCUCUUCCAUUUGAACGUUCAGAGGCGAGGGGCGGAGUCAGGGAAGACACCUGUAGGGAACUGCCUCCUAUUGGACCAGAGCACUGGAAGCUCCACCUACUUCUCCCCCUGCAGAGGGAUCAUGAUGGAGGAAGACUACAAAAGGAUGAAUAACAGAAACGACCAGCGCUACUGUGAGGUUGGCUUCAGCUCUGACAUCACCAAGGACGGUCGGCUGCUGCUUGGAGCUCCAGGAAGCUUUUACUUUCAGGGUCAGGUCAUCACGGCGGCUGUGAGUGACGUCAUAAACAGUGGGCGGAGCAAUGAUAUUUAUGUGGCUGGCAUAAGCCAAUCAGAUGAGAGGGGAGCAUAUGACGUUUAUCAUGGUUACUCAGUGGCCAGUGGUCUGCUGACUGGAGACUCCAUCCCAGAUUAUCUGGUUGGUGUUCCAAAUGACAGAAACACAGCAGGAUCAGUGAAGAUCUACGACGGCAGGCGCAGAGGAUCACUGACAGUUUCCCACAGCUUCCAGGGAGCUCAGGUGGCGUCAUACUUUGGACACAGUGUGGCUGUGGCAGACAUCAACAGUGAUGGUUUAGAUGAUGUGCUGAUUGGAGCUCCUCUCUACAUGGACAGAGUGAAAGAGCAGCUACAGGAACGAGGACAGGUGGUUGUGUACCUGCAGAGAAGACACACCUCCUUCCUUUCCCAUCCUGACCAAUCACUAAUUGGCCUCUCCCUGUAUGGGCGGUUUGGCUCCGCCCUCGCUGUGCUGGGUGACCUGGACAUGGACGGUUACCAAGACAUCGCUGUUGGUGCUCCCUGGUCAGGUGACAGUGGGCAGGGUCAGGUGUUUGUCUACCUGGGCAACAAGAACGGUCUGUCAACCACGCCCUCCCAGGUGAUUGACAGCCCAUUGCCUAGCAGCAGGACAGCGUUCGGCUUUACACUGAGGGGCGGGGCUGACAUUGAUGGGAACGGAUACCCAGACCUGCUGGUGGGAGCGUGGAGUGCAGACCGAGCUUUUGUUUACAGGUCACAGGCGGUGAUCCGGUCCAGAGUUUAUGUCUCUCUGCUGCCAGACUUCCUGAAUCCAGACGUCAAACUGUGUCAUCGAGAAAACACACUUGUGUCCUGUUUUGUAAUCCAGAUGUGUGUCUAUGUGUCCGGCCACAGGAUUCCUCAGCAGACAGUACUGGGGAUGGAGCUACAGCUGGACAGAAUGAAGCAGCCAAUGGCAAAACGGACCCUGCUGCUGUCAACCAAUCAGCCACAGGAGACAAUGAAGCUGAUUGUACAAUGGGAGGUGGGCGUGGCCUGUGUCAAUCGGACCGCCUACCUGAGGUCUGAAGAGGAAGUUCGGGAUAAAUUGAGUCCGAUCUUCAUCAAUGUCAACAUCAGUCUCCUCAACACUACCCAGCAUGCUUUGCUGCACGGGCAAACACACGCAGCUGCUCAGACCAGGAUCAUUCUGGACUGUGGUGCAGACAACGUGUGUAUUCCCGACCUGAGGCUGAGCGCUGAGCCCUUGUCAGACAGUGUGUUGGUCGGUGAGGAUCAGUCGGUGGUGUUGUCGGUGUCGGCGGAGAACCAUGGUGAGGGUGCGUACGAGACUGAGCUGGUGGUCCAAAUCCCCGAACACACACACUUCCAAAGCAGUCAGGGUGUGAACAGGCUGGUGUGUGUUCAGAGGAAGGAGAACCAGACUGUCGUCGUGACCUGUGACCUCGGAAACCCCAUGAGACAAGGACACAAACUGCAGACUCGUCUGGUGUUCAGCGUCGGCCGUCUGGAGGAGGUGGAGUCUCACAUCACCUUCAACCUCAGGAUCAGGAGUAAGAACUCAGUGAACUCCAGCAGUAACAAGGUCACAGUGAAGGUUCAGGUGAAAGCCGAGGCGACGCUGGAGAUCAGAGGAGGCUCCUCCCCUCCUGAAAUCGUCCUGCCGCUCCCUGAUUGGCAGCCUGCAAUGCAUCCUGGGAGUUUAGAGGAAGUGGGUCCACUGGUGGAGCAUGUGUAUGAGUUGAGGAACCAGGGUCCCAGUGCAGUGAACGCCCGGCUCACAGUGGACUUCCCGUCCACCUGGCGACAUCACUUCCUGCUCUACAUCAUCUCCAACGCAUCAGAGGAGUCCCUGAACUGCAGGACCAUGAACGCAUCGCAGAUAGACCCCUUCAAGCUGGCUGGUAACUCCUCCAGUGUUUCUGUAGUUUCUCAGUUGAAUCAGCAGGAGGAGACAAACUCACACACACAGACUCAACAUGUGCGCUGCAGCAGCAGUGAGACGGGCUGUGUCAGGUUUGUAUGUGAUGUCAUGGCGUUGGAGCGGGGUUCCAGCGCUGUGGUCCGAAUAUCAGCUCGACUGUGGACACACACACUUACACAGACUCCCUAUCUGAACUAUGAGCUUGUGUCAUCCGCUUCCUAUGAUGUCAUCAACGCAUCAUCAAGGGUCCAACCUCUUCAACUGCCGAGUGGACACACACAGACUCAGGUCAGUGUGUUGUGGCGUUCUCCUGAUGGAGAGAAAGAGGUUCCUAUUGGCUACAUCAUCCUGUCAAUCAUCUCUGGGCUCCUCCUCCUGGGCCUGCUCUGUUUCAUCUUCUGGAAGUUGGGUUUCUUUAGGCGUGUUCGCCCCCCCACUGAUGAUGAUGAUGAGGAGGAGGAAGGAUAGCAGUGAUUGGCUGAAGAGUCACAUGACUGAAUAACAACAUGUUUGAAUAUUUAAUAGUUUGUUUUUUCAUCACUUUCGCUUUACAAAAUGUUCAUGAAAGAAUCUUUAAUCAUUCUUAAUUAUUGUAAUUUAUAUUAUAAUAAUUGAUGUUAACUGUUAAAAUUAAAUCUAUAUUUUUAUGUUUGUGAUGUUACAGCAACACGUUUCACACGUUAUUGAUCCUGAUCAACCAGAAUCUUUCUGCUACUGUUUAAUUCCAAUUUUUGAAAUAA